AGGUAGCAGCGGACGGCGGCUAGCCAUGCUAACGAGCGACGGCUAGUUAGUUAGCUCAGCUAGCUAGCUGCCGAUGGGAUGUGUCCGUCCGAUGGAGCUGAGGUGUCGCGCGGCAUUCCAAAGAUGAAGAGCCGGGUGUUUUUGUGCCUCUGUCUGCAGGAGGAGGAACAUGGAAGCCGAAGAAGAAGAGUGGAACAACAAAGACCCGGAUGUACACGAGCCGCUGGAUAAAAAGGUGCUCUGCAGGCAGAAUGGACGGAUCGGUGUAGUGAGAACUCUCCACAGCCUGUUGAAAACCUCCCAGAACACUCUGCAGAUUCAGUGCAUCGCCCGCUCACAAUGUGCUGGCUCCUGUCCAAACCUGAUGAUGAGUAGGAGCGAUCACGCAGAUGUUCGGCCCCUCCCCGUGGCCCUCACCCCCCAGCUGCCCCCCCGAGCUCACCGGCCCCUCUGCAUGUCGGUCUCCUCCGACAGCAGCGGACGCUUCAGAGCUCUGGAGACGCAGGAGUGGAAGAACAACCUCAAAGCUCAGAUGGAGCAGGCCCACAGUGCAGGAGCAGCCAGCAGCACCGGAUCUCUGGAGCGAGCGUCUCUGUUCUGCGCCUCGGUCUCCAGCACGGCGUCCAGCCCGGUGGAGAUCCUCAACAAGAGCAAGUCCUCCAGCCGCUUCUCUCUCUUCUCUCCGCCGUGGAACAGCAGCUCCGAGUCGGACUCCAACCCCCCGUCCCGCUCGGGCUCCAAGAAGCUGCGCAACUACAGCCGGAGAGCCGCCACGGGGCCGGCGGGCGCCAGGGGCCCCGACACGCCGGAGCCCAAACCGGGUGGCCCUGAACACUUCCAGUACUCCGAACCCGUCAUCUCCAAGGUGACGGACUACAUCUACGUCGGGAACCUGAACGCGGCGUACAACGGGCGCACCCUGUGCCGCAACAACAUCGACGGCAUCAUCGACAUGAGCAGCGUGCCGGGAGAGCCGGGCCCCAGCCUCAACCUCGUACCGUGCACCUGCUCGCGCGGCGCCCGCCACAGCUGGUCCCGCCUCAAGGUGGACAUCGGAGACGUGCCGGAGCUGAAGCAGCGCUGCUUCGAGGACAUCAACGAGUGCAUCGACGCCUCCACCGAGAAGAGGAAGCGCGUCCUGGUGCACUGUCGAGACGGCUUCUCUCUGGCGCCGACGUGCAUCAUCCAGUACCUGAUGGUGAAACAGAACAUGAGGCUGAUCGCCGCCUACGAGCUGCUGAGGGCCAAGUACCCGGUGAACAUCAGGGAGUGCCACCAGAACGUGCUGGUGAGCCUGGAGAGGGCGCUGCGGCCCGGAGGCAACACCGACCCCGAGUGCUUCAAACAGGCUAUUUCACGCAAGGUGGCGUGGACCUGACUCUGAGACUCUGAGGCUCUGAGGCUCUGAGACUGAGACUCUGACUCUGAGACUCUGAGACUC
This is a messenger RNA of Anarrhichthys ocellatus (wolf-eel), 1441 nucleotides long. RefSeq lists its product as uncharacterized. Gene Ontology annotation, molecular function: protein tyrosine/threonine phosphatase activity; MAP kinase tyrosine phosphatase activity; MAP kinase tyrosine/serine/threonine phosphatase activity. The coding region runs from base 170 to 1378 and encodes 402 amino acids. Lineage: Eukaryota; Metazoa; Chordata; Actinopteri; Perciformes; Anarhichadidae. The transcript is spliced from 4 exons. Gene Ontology annotation, biological process: negative regulation of MAPK cascade; peptidyl-tyrosine dephosphorylation. The record is from RefSeq and is a predicted model, not a curated record. Gene Ontology annotation, cellular component: cytosol; cytoplasm.